CGGUAUGUGAGAAAGACUUGUACGGGAAGCGGAGAAGAGACGGUAGACGUGAGGGAUCGAUUAUAAGACUGGUGUUGUCAGGUGGCACAGAGCCUUUGAAGAUCGACACCGGCAACAAAACCGAGGCUAUUCCACUGGAUUUGGAAAAAGCGUUUCUGUAACGGUGAUCGUUUAUUUGAUCCGAUACAGGAUGUCUGGACAGAGCAUUACAGACAGGAUAACCGCCGCUCAGCACAGUGUCACCGGCUCGGCGAUUUCCAAAACUGUGUGCAAGGCGACCACGCAUGAAAUAAUGGGGCCAAAAAAGAAACAUUUGGAUUACUUGAUUCAGUGCACAAACGAGAUGAAUGUGAACAUCCCUCAGCUGGCUGACACACUGUUUGAGAGGACCACCAACACCAGCUGGGUGGUUGUCUUCAAGUCCCUCACCGCCACACACCAUCUGAUGGUCUACGGCAACGAGAGAUUUAUACAAUAUCUGGCCUCAAGGAACACGCUAUUCAACCUCAGCAAUUUUUUGGACAAAAGUGGCCUACAAGGCUAUGAUAUGUCAACAUUCAUAAGGAGGUAUAGCCGCUACCUGAAUGAGAAGGCUGUGUCCUACAGACAAGUCGCGUUUGACUUCACUAAAGUGAAAAGAGGGUCGGAUGGAGUGAUGAGAACCAUGAACACAGAGAAACUCCUCAAGACCAUCCCUAUCAUCCAAAAUCAGAUGGAUGUGUUACUCGAUUUCAAUGUCAAUGCCAAUGAACUGACAAAUGGCGUGAUCAACGCAGCCUUCAUGCUUCUGUUCAAAGAUGCGAUCCGACUGUUUGCAGCCUACAAUGAAGGGAUAAUCAACCUCCUGGAGAAAUACUUUGACAUGAAGAAAGUCCAGUGCAAAGAAGGCCUUGACAUCUACAAGAAAUUCCUCACACGAAUGACAAGAAUCUCAGAGUUCCUCAAAGUUGCAGAGCAGGUCGGAAUUGAUCGAGGGGACAUCCCAGAUCUGUCUCAGGCCCCCAGCAGCCUGCUCGAUGCCCUGGAGCAGCACUUGGCCUCUUUAGAGGGAAAGAAAGUCAAAGACUCGACGGCAGCUAGCAGGGCUAGCACUCUCUCCAAUGCGGUCUCCUCCCUGGCCAAUACCGGCAUAUCUUUCACCAAAGUGGACGAAAGGGAAAAACAGGCAGCACUGGAGGAAGAGCAGACUCGCCUAAAAGCACUAAAAGAGCAGCGUCUGAAAGAGCUCCAGAAGAACCCCGCAGCAGCGACCACAGACUCCUCCCCUGUCUCCACAGUGGGCGGGACCAUCAACUCAGCCCCCGCCAUUGACCUCUUCUCCACCCCCAGCUCUACCAACAGCACCUCCAAGGCAGCCAAUGAACUGCUGGACCUUCAGCCGGCCUUCCAGCAGCCACUGCCUCUCUCCACCACCAACACAUGGGGAGAUCCUUUCACCUCUGCUGCAGAAGCUGUGGAAGAAUCCAUUCCAAACUCAAACCCUUUCCUCACUCUACCUGUUGUCGAUGCUGUCCCGCUGUCCACGGCGUCCUCGGACGCUGGCAGCCUGUCCUCUAGGACACCUAGCCAUGAAGUGUUUGAUCAUUACAAUCCUUUUUUUGACUCAAACUCUUCCCUGGCGUCUGAUCUUGACACCGCAGCGCAGCUAGAGACAUUUAUCACAGACUCCUUCUGUGGGCCAAGCCUUUACAACACCACUCCUCUCUUCCAAUCUGAGCCCCCUGCUGUAGCUGGUCUAUUCAGAGGGUUUACAGCCUCCCCAACCCCCCAGCAGCUACAGAACUCUCGAGGCCUUAACGUCGACUUUGACUCAGUAUUUGGCAACAACACCAAUGCUAACAACCCGGAUUCUACGGAUGUUUUAGGUGGCAUCCUCAAACCCACAGUGGCAUCCUCACCUAGUCAGGGCAUGACCCUGAACGGCCAGCAGCCCCACAAGCUGGUAUCCAACGACCUGGACUCGUCACUGGCCAAUCUAGUCGGCAAUCUUGGAAUCGGCAACGGAACAGCAAAGAACGAUCUCCACUGGAGUCAGCCUGGCGAGAAGAAGCUGACCGGUGGAACCAACUGGCAACCCAAGACGGCUCCGUCUACCACCUGGAACCCUGCAACCAUGGCACCAUCUGUCAUGGCCUUCCCUGCAACCACACCGACAGGCAUGAUGGCAUAUGCAAUGCCUCCUCACAUGGGCUCCGUGAUGAUGACGCAGCCCACCGUGAUGUACACCCAGCCUGUGAUGAGGCCGGCCAACCCCUUUGGCUCUAAUCCAGGUGCACAGUCCCCCACAACUUCCAGUCCUUCCAGUCCCAGCCCCCUCAGAGCAGCAGGGAAGGACCCCUUUGCGCAGCUCUUUCUGCAGAAUUUCUUAUAGAGCAUCUUUAGAUGCAGUUUAUGUAACCUGAAGGGGGGGUGGGGGGAGGGUCUUUCCCGUCUGGAGAUGAUUCACGACAAAUUCAACUAUCUGAGCAAACCUGCAGUUUGCCUCUAAUGAACUCACCUCUCUCUGAGAACGAAAGGCCCAAAUAAGACUUGAAUUUAAAAUCGCGGUGACUGGGAACGGCUCUGACCAUCUCAGCGAGGCGUCACAGUGGACGUUGUGCCCAUCUAGUCAUGUCUAAGUCAUGGAAGGAGGAGACGAGUGCGUGUUGCCACCGGAAAUCAUGUGGACAGGGAUCAGCCCCGACGUCAUCCCGGACUAAAGACUUUCUGACAUCGCUGUUUAUGCACCUGGAUUAAAAAAACAAAAAACAAAGUUGGCUUGUUGUCACACAUGCACACCGUUUGUCUUUUUUUCUUCCUCUUUCUCCAGAUGAGGCUUUGAGAGUCACUUCUUUUGAUUAUCAAUCAUGAUUUCCUUCUUAAAACAUCCCCCAAAUUAGAAAAAUAAUGGCAAACUCUUUAUAUACCACACAUUUUUGUUUUAUUUUUUUUGUAUGUAUUGUUUGCAGUAGACAUUCCUUGUGUAUUGUUUGUAUUUAUUUAUGAUUACCUACAUAGACAAAAAAAAGUAAAUGUAACUAGUCACUGACCUCCUCCUUGCGGAAGGAAGGUCUUCAGGUUUAUAGUUAUGGUUUAUAGGUAUGAUUGAUUGUAGAAUUGGAUUUUGAGUGAUUGAGAUGAUUUUUUUAAAAAAACAGAAGUUAAUAUAAAGUUUAAAGAGAUGACACGUUUUGCUGUUGGGGCACUAAAUAUUCUCUGUACUCGCAUGAUGCCUUGUACAGUUUAUGUGUGGCUUGAGGGGGUCACACGGAGGAUGUGUAUGAACGUAAUAAUUCAUAAACACCGGGUAAAUCGGUGGGGUCGAUUUCUACAAAUUUGGCGAGGGAACAUUUUUCACAUCAGAAAAAAAAAAAAAAAAAAGCACUACAUUUUGUGAUCGAGGCAGCAUUGCAUUGGAAAGGAAUCUGCAUUUAUGCUUUUUUGACGCUUUUGGCAUGCCAUUUAUUCUUACAUUUAACAAAGCUGCUGGCUGCCCUUUUUCCAACCUGAAUGUGCGGGGUCCCUUUCAUGCUCAGAUCAUGUUUCCAUAGAUGAGCACUGGGGGCAGUCGGGACAAUGCGGAGCUUGAGGUUGGACUGGAAACUAAGGGUUAAGGAGGGGGCGGGGCCAGAGAGGUGUAGUAAUGCAGGAGAAUAGAGCACUGUUGAUCGGCGCUUUGUGUACAUAAAACUUUUCCUGCCAAUCAGACGAAUGGGCGAGUGCGGGUAUGAAAGAUGGUCUGAACAUAAAAGUGGCCCUUAAUCCAUUAACUGAGCAUAUUUGCUGCAUUGUCCCUGCAGAUUAUAUUUUUGUUUUUUUGAUUUUUCCAAUAAAGUGCAAGCUUCCACA
Molecule: messenger RNA, 3828 nt
Organism: Plectropomus leopardus (leopard coralgrouper)
Lineage: Eukaryota; Metazoa; Chordata; Actinopteri; Perciformes; Serranidae
Gene: picalma
Product: phosphatidylinositol binding clathrin assembly protein a
Biological process (GO): clathrin coat assembly; clathrin-dependent endocytosis; synaptic vesicle budding from presynaptic endocytic zone membrane
Cellular component (GO): clathrin-coated pit; clathrin-coated vesicle; synaptic vesicle
Molecular function (GO): 1-phosphatidylinositol binding; SNARE binding; phosphatidylinositol-4,5-bisphosphate binding
Source: RefSeq, a predicted model, not a curated record